Molecule: messenger RNA, 1174 nt
Organism: Sorex fumeus (smoky shrew)
Lineage: Eukaryota; Metazoa; Chordata; Mammalia; Eulipotyphla; Soricidae
Gene: KCNK18
Product: potassium two pore domain channel subfamily K member 18
Exons: 3
Coding region: 17-1174 (385 amino acids)
Biological process (GO): stabilization of membrane potential; potassium ion transmembrane transport
Cellular component (GO): membrane
Molecular function (GO): potassium ion leak channel activity
Source: RefSeq, a predicted model, not a curated record
GACACUCCCCGCGAGGAUGGAGGCCGCGGGGCCGCCCCGCGCCGGUGGCCGCUGCUGCCCGCGCGCCCUGGCCAAGCUCCUGCCGCGCCUCUGUUUCCUCUGCUCGCUGGUCACCUACGCGCUGCUGGGCGCGCUGCUCUUCUCGCUCAUCGAGGGCGGCCAGGACCUGUCGGCCAAGGACCCCGAGUUCGAGGAAUUCCUGCGGGCGCUCCGCCGCCUCCUGAGAUGCAACGGAACGGUUGAGGACGAGGACGGCUGGAAGCAGGAGCUGGGGAAUCUGUUGAAGACGGUGAGGCCGGGCUGGUUCAGCCAGGCGGGCGACUGGUCUUUCCUGAGCUCGCUGUUUUUCUGCUGCACUGUGUUCAGCACCGUAGGUUACGGCCACCUGUACCCGGUCACGCGGCCCGGCAAAUACCUGUGCAUGUUCUACGCUCUCUUCGGCAUCCCGCUCAUGUUCCUGGUCCUCACAGACACCGGCGACAUCCUGGCCACCGUCCUGUCCAGGGCUUACCACCACUUCCGCCAGCUGACCGCCCACCCUCUGGGCCUGGCCUGGCGGUGGUGCUCCCGCCUGCUGGGCCGGAACGGGCGCGAGACGGAGCCCCGGGAGACCACGCUCCCCAGGAUCCUUGUCCACGAUCAGGAGUCCCCGAGCUCCCGAGCCAGGCAGGACCCCCGGACGCCCAGCAACAACCUGGAGCUGUUCGAGCGGCUUCUGGUGCGGGAGCAGCAAAGCGCGCUGCCCCUGCCCGCGCGGGUCGUGGAGCGGAGCUCCUCGUGUCCCCAGCUGGCAUCCGGGCCGCUCUCCCAGUCCGUCCUCAGCAACCUGGACCAGGUGGGCCGGCAGGUGGAGCGGCUGGACAUACCGCUGGCCGUCAUCGUGCUAGUGGUGUUCGCCUACAUCUCCUGCGCUGCCGCCCUGCUGCCCAUCUGGGAGAAGGAGCUAGACUUCGAGGACGCCUUCUACUUCUGCUUCGUCACGCUGACCACCAUCGGGUUUGGGGACAUCGCCCUGCAGCACCCCCACUUCUUCAUGUUCUUCUCCAUCUACAUCAUCGUCGGCAUGGAGAUCGUCUGCAUCGCCUUCAAGCUGCUGCAGGCCCGGCUGCUCCAUGUCUACAAGCUCUCCAUGCUCUUCUUCGCCAAGGUCUUACCCGCCGUGGUCAAAAGAUGA